UAAGUGCCGCUGCCAGUUGUCAGUUGUCACCGAUUAAAUAUUUGUGGUGUAUCAGAUCAGCUGUCUAAGUCCUAUAGUGUUGGAGAACAAACUAUGUUUUCCGUUCAACAAACUAUGUAAAUAGUAUAAAACUACUUCAAAUAGUUGAAACAAAGCAUAAACGAUGGAUUGGGUAAUAUCUGACGAACUGUCUUUGACAGUGGGGCACGUCGUGGGUUGGAUAAGUGCCGGGGCAAUGGUGGUUGGAGGUAUUAUACCCUAUAUACCCCAAUAUAGGCAAAUCAAACGGACCAAAGAUGCGGAUGGGUUUUCUUUGCUGGUGUGUUUGGCCCUCUUGAUUGCAAACACACUGAGGAUACUGUUUUGGUUUGGAAAACACUUUGAGUAUCCACUACUGGCUCAAAGUCUUAUCAUGAUCGCCACAAUGUUUGCGAUGAUCCACCUUUGCGUAAGGAUCAGAAAUAAGGCCCAGUUACAUCAGGCUAGGCAAAGAAUCUUUACAGCAUAUCCAUGGUAGUCUUGUGGACUUGCGGAGACAUCUUUAAAACAUUGUACUUCCUGUUGCGCGAUGCUCCAGUGCAAUUCUGGGUGUGUGGAUCCAUGCAAGUGGCCAUCGACCUACUCAUUCUUCUUCAAGUAUUCAUCUACAGGGGUAAUACCGACGCGGGCCGGCCUGUGUCGCAUCGCAUUGAUUGAGUCGUGGUUCGAUGGACCCAUGAAGAAUCCAGACUUCGAGUGGAACCAUCUAAUACCGAGGUAAAGCUCGUUGAUGAAACAUUGCACGCUAAUCUAGACAACGGAAGAUGUUUCGAUACUUCCAUAAUUCCGAAAAAUUGCAUUUCCGUGAGCGCAGACAUUCAUUCGGAAGUGGUGCGUGUUCAUAGUUUAUCUAGUGACAAUGUAAGCAAGAGCAGCGACAACACUGAACUUCGAUCUUAUGAUCAAGUCAAUGACUGUUGUUCAAACGGCGAUCAAUUAUUGCAGAAUUGCGAUGUUAUAAAUAAAAAGAACAGCAAAGUAAGCAUAUUUAUCCAUAGGCACACUUUAUGACGACGGUUUAACCGCAUUAUGAGGCUUCCAUUGAAUUUUGCAGGCUUCCGUUAAUAUAAUACAGAUUUGCUUAAAUGGAAAAA
Molecule: messenger RNA, 1133 nt
Organism: Dendroctonus ponderosae (mountain pine beetle)
Lineage: Eukaryota; Metazoa; Arthropoda; Insecta; Coleoptera; Curculionidae
Product: solute carrier family 66 member 2
Biological process (GO): retrograde transport, endosome to Golgi; phospholipid translocation
Cellular component (GO): endosome; trans-Golgi network
Source: RefSeq, a predicted model, not a curated record